UUCAUUCUUCAACUUUCACGAAAUCCCAGUCCUUUCUCUUUUCCAGCCGCCAACAACUAUUCAACGAGGACUCUUGUUAACUUCUUUCUUGAUCACUCUCGGCCCAAGUUACAAGGUGGACGGAGGGAAUACACAAGAAGGAUUGUCAUUUGUAGCAACUUGCGUCCAAAUUUUUUGCCACAAAAUGCACUCAUGUUAUCAUCAUUUUUAGUAUAUACUCAUGUCAUCGACCCUUGUCACAAAAGAAGACUGAAAAGAUAAUUUUAUUGUCAUAAUAGAAAUACA
This is a messenger RNA of Linum tenue, 285 nucleotides long. Lineage: Eukaryota; Viridiplantae; Streptophyta; Magnoliopsida; Malpighiales; Linaceae. The record is from the annotation of a GenBank genome assembly.